Molecule: messenger RNA, 1479 nt
Organism: Scheffersomyces coipomensis
Lineage: Eukaryota; Fungi; Ascomycota; Pichiomycetes; Serinales; Debaryomycetaceae
Gene: CAM1
Product: translation elongation factor EF1B gamma
Exons: 2
Coding region: 139-1374 (411 amino acids)
Biological process (GO): translational elongation
Cellular component (GO): cytoplasm; nucleus
Molecular function (GO): translation elongation factor activity
Source: RefSeq, a predicted model, not a curated record
GAAACUAAAAGCCCAUCCAAUUUUUUUUUCAACGAUCACAAUGAACAACGAGAAAAAAAUUUUAUGAUGGUUUAACUUUGAUCUUGUCAUAGAGUUUUCUAGUUAAUUCACUAUCCUAGAAUCAAUUCAUUUUUCACAAUGUCUCUCGGUACCGCUUUCGUCACCCAACAUAUUAGAACCUUCCCAGUUAAGGCUCUUAUCAAGCACUUCAACUUAGAUGUUGCUCUUUCUAACCAAGAAGACCCAGCUUACAUCAAGAACUUCCCAUUAGGUAAAGUUCCAGCUUUCCUUGGUCCAAAAGGUUUCAAAUUAUCUGAAGUCAUUGCUGUUUCUAUUUACUUAAUCAACUUAGCUGAUCCUCAAUCUAAAUUAUUAGGUAAGAACGCCAAAGAAUACGCUGAAGUUUUAAAAUGGUUAUCAUUAACUAACUCUGAAGUUCUCCCAAGUCUUGUUGCUACCUUCAAACCAUUGAUUGGUGCUCUUCCAUACAACAAGAAGGCAGUUGAUGAAGCUGCUGCUACUUCCGAAAAACUUAUCCAAGUUUUCGAAACUAGAUUAGCUAACUACACUUACUUAGUUGGUGAAAGAUUAACUUUUGCUGAUAUCUUCUCUGCUGCUCUUUUAGUUAGAGGUUUCGAUCACUUAUUCGGAUCUGAAUGGAGAGCUGCUCACCCAAACACUUUCAGAUGGUUUAACACUGUUAUCAACCAAAAGAUCUUACACGAUGUUUUCGGUGAUUACACUUACAGAGAAAAGCCAGUUGAAUUCGUUCCACCAAAGAAGGAAAAGAAAGCCGCUGCUCCAGCUGCCAAGAAAGAACCAAAGCCAAAGGCUAAAAAGGAAGUUGACGAAGAAGAAGAAGAACCAUCUGCUCCUGCUGAAGAAAAAUUAAAACAUCCAUUAGAAGCUUUACCAAGAAUUUCUUUAGAUGAAUGGAAAAAAGUUUACUCUAAUGAAGAUACUAGAUCUAAGGCUAUUCCAUGGUUCUGGGAAAAUCAAUUCAAACCAGAAGAAUACUCUUUAUGGAAAGUUGAUUUUAAAUAUAAUGAUGAAUUAACCUUAACCUUUAUGUCUAACAAUUUAAUUGGUGGUUUCUUCAACAGAUUAUCUGCUUCUACCAAAUAUUUAUUCGGUACUUUAGUUGUCUAUGGUGAAAACAAUAACAAUGGUAUUACCGGUUUCUUCUUAGUUAGAGGUCAAGAUUAUGCUCCAGCCUUUGAUGUUGCUCCAGAUUGGGAAUCAUACUCUUACACCAAAUUAGAUGGUACUGAUCCAGAAACUAAGAAAUUCAUUAACAAUAUGUUAGCUUGGGAUGAACCAGUUGAAGUUAACGGUGAAAAGAGAGAAAUUGCUGAUGGUAAAGUCUUUAAAUAAGCUAGUCUUAUCUUUUAUUGUUUACUUUAUAUCCUCUUUAUUUGUUAGUACUCUUUUAUAUGUUAUACAAUGAUUUAAAUGUAUUUUGUUAUUAACUAGAAUUGU